AUGGGUAAAUCUUCGAAAAUCGAGAAAAAAUCGAAAAAAGACGGAAAAAAUGGUGGUCCAAAGGCUCCUGAAGGUGCGAAUUCUGGAAAAGCGUCGCGUUUCACGAUGUCCGAGAGGAAUUUGGGUCUGAUGCAGGAGAUUAUUCGAAAAGAUCCCGAGAGUUAUAAAGAGGAAUUCCUGGAGCAAUUCAACUAUUUCGUGCAAACGAUGAAACUUCUCCACCUGCAACCCGAACAGAAUCGUCAGGAGACCCAAUCUCUUCAGGAUUCCGUCCUUUUCCUCUCCGGAUUGGCUAAGCACUAUCCGAAAGAGGCCAAACAAUUCGCGGAUAGUUUGUUCGAGUUGUUGAGAGUACAAGGAGCCGGGUUGGAUGCUGAUGUCCGUAUGUCGUUCUGCAAAGCGCUGGUCCUUCUCCGCAACCAGGACAUGCUGGACCCCAUCGUCCUCCUGGAGACCUUCUUCGAAUUGGUGAAAGUUGAGGAUAAAGUGCUUCGAAAGUUCCUGCUAGCCUCGAUCAGUGCCCAUUUGAAGCGUGUCUAUCAUAAGAAGAAGGAUGUCAAAAUGUUGGGAAGAAUUCAGAAUUUGUGUUUUUCCAAAAUCAAGGAUUCGAGAUCCAUCGUCGCGCGUGCCGCUCAGUUGGUUUGUAUCGAUGCGUUCCGUCGGAAGUUCUGGAGAGACGCUCGUACGGCUAACGUCAUUGCUGACGCUUGUUUCCAUAAGGUUCCCAAGAUUCAGGUGACAUCACUGAAAUUCUUCCUGGGCUCCGAAAACGACAACGGCGAGGAGGGCGACGACGACGACUCGGCGAUCGAUUCGGACGCCGAGGACAAUAAGAAGACGUUGAAAGAGGUGAUGACGUCGUUUCGCAACGUCAAAAAGACAAGAAAACGGGAGAAGAAUGUGGAGAGGGCCAAGAAGAUGAUAAGUAAGAAGAAGAAGCAGAAGAAGGAGGGACGAUCCAAGGAAUGCAAUCUGAUGGCCAUCCAAUCACUCUACGAUCCCCAAGAAUUCACUGAUAAGCUGUUCGGAGCACUCGAAUCCAAGAAAAUGGACAAAUUCGAGGUCAAGGUGCUCAAAAUUGCACUUUGUGCUAGGAUUAUUGGAAUUCAUCGUCUUCACACCCUCAGCUUCUAUUCCUAUCUUCAUAGGUAG
Messenger RNA from Caenorhabditis briggsae, 1152 nucleotides. RefSeq names its product Protein CBR-PRO-3 (gene Cbr-pro-3). The coding region runs from base 1 to 1152 and encodes 383 amino acids. Gene Ontology annotation, cellular component: nucleolus. NCBI's taxonomy places the organism in Eukaryota, Metazoa, Nematoda, Chromadorea, Rhabditida, Rhabditidae. The record is from RefSeq and is a predicted model, not a curated record. The transcript is spliced from 4 exons. Gene Ontology annotation, biological process: ribosomal large subunit biogenesis; ribosomal large subunit export from nucleus.